Spizellomyces punctatus DAOM BR117 is the source of this 801-nucleotide messenger RNA. RefSeq lists its product as uncharacterized. Gene Ontology annotation, cellular component: nucleolus; exosome (RNase complex). Gene Ontology annotation, molecular function: RNA binding; DNA binding. The record is from RefSeq and is a predicted model, not a curated record. Gene Ontology annotation, biological process: maturation of 5.8S rRNA; regulation of gene expression. NCBI's taxonomy places the organism in Eukaryota, Fungi, Chytridiomycota, Chytridiomycetes, Spizellomycetales, Spizellomycetaceae. The transcript has 4 exons. Bases 46 to 618 code for a protein of 190 amino acids.
CCUUCAGUUUUCUGAACAUUUCCCCUUUCAAAAACACAACCCCCAAUGGACGAAGAAGUCGUACCCGAUCUUUCUGCGCUUACAGAUACGCUAGAAUCAGCAGUGUCAAGGGUCACAAAUCUCAUGGAACCGCUGUUCUCGUUGCCAUUCGAGCAACAGUUGGGAAACCUGGCACCGCUGGAGAGAGCCAAAUUGGAGGUUCUGAUGGCUUUUGCAAUGAACAGUCUUAUAUUUGUAUAUUUGAAGACACAAGGCGUGCAACCUGACGCACCAGUCAAGCGAGAAAUGCUUCGAAUAAAGGGGUACAUAAACAAGAUAAAGGAUGCUGCGGGACUGAACAAACCUACGAUGCGCCUCGACUCUCAAGCCGCAAAACGCUUUGUCAAUCAUUCUCUAAUAGCUAACCCUGAAGUCAGCGAAGAAAUCAAGAAACGAAAACAUGAAUCCGAAGCCGACAAUUUCCUUUCUAAUAUCUCCCUGCCUACAAACGGAGCCAGCACUCCAGGGACAGCGUCAGGGAGCAGCAACGCAAACACGAGCGAACCUGACGGAGAUGUGGGAAAAGAAGAACCUGCCAAAAAGAAAAAGAAGAAGAAUAAAAAGAAGAAGGACGAGUAGAUUGCUUAUAGGCGGGGGGUGGGGAGGUGUUGCGUUCUUUUAAUUUAUUAGCUAUCAAUUUGGUAUAGUUCUCUCCAUGAAGAGUGAUGUUUAUUUUUAUUUAAACGGCGGUCACACCGUGUACGGUCACCGUUAUCUGCAAUGCUAUCCAUUUACGUUGGUCAGAUCCCAACAGAAUUGCGG